This is a messenger RNA of Onthophagus taurus, 3129 nucleotides long. RefSeq lists its product as uncharacterized. Lineage: Eukaryota; Metazoa; Arthropoda; Insecta; Coleoptera; Scarabaeidae. The record is from RefSeq and is a predicted model, not a curated record.
UUGCACCCGUCAGCCAUUAGUUGGUCGCUGAGUGUUGUUGAUCGCUAAUUAGUAAACAGUUUAACGAGCUCUUAUCAUUAUUUCUAGCAUUUUAAGUAAUCCUCGUUAUAAGAUUUACAUUUAUUUGAUUCGUUUUGAUAAAGAGAAGUACGAUUUGGAUUAUGUUGAGAUACGUAAAAGGCAAGAGAUAAUCAGUGUUAAAUAGUACUUUGUCCUCUCGUUCUUAAAUUAAACGGCUUUAAUUUGAUUUAAAAUGGCUGCAAAAGAUGAUGUUGAAGAUUUAACUUCAAAUUUUCGCGAAAUGUCAGUGGAAGAAGAUGACAUCAACAUUUUAUUAUUAGGAGAGACAGGAGUUGGAAAAUCUACCUUCAUAAAUUCAUUCACAAACUAUUUACAGUAUCGUUCACUUGAUUUAGCUGAAAAAAGUGAAUUAAAAUGUCUUAUUCCUGCAAAAUUUGAAGUUGAAAUUGAAAAAGAUGGUAAAUUGGAACGACACACUAUUUCGGUCGGUAGUAAUAAAGAUACAAAUGAAAACAGGAAUAUUGUUACUGCUGCUACACAAGGUGUCCGUUCAUAUGUUUUUCCAGUACCAGAUUUCAAUAAUAAAAAAGUACGAAUAAUUGAUACCCCAGGAAUUUGUGAUGAUCGAGGUAUUGAACAAGAUAAAACAAAUUUAGAAAACAUUUUAUCCUAUAUUGGACGCAUACAAACGUUACAUGGAAUUUGCAUUUUAUUGAGACCAAAUGUCGCCCGUUUAACACCUGCUUUAGAAUAUUGUAUAAUUCAAUUGCUUUCAAAAUUGGAAAAAUCAGCUGGAGAAAUUAUAACAUUUGUAUUUACUAAUUCUCGAGGUUCUUCUUAUAAACCUCAAGAUUCUAGUUCUGCUAUACUCUCUCUUUUGGAAAAAAUUGCAAUGAAGCCACCAAAUGUAGUAAUUAAAUAUGACAUGGACAACAUUUUCUGUUUGGAUAAUGAGAGUUUUCGUUAUUUAGCCGCUUUAAAACAAAAUCAUGAUACAGGGGAUAGAAUUUUAAAGAAGCAAAGUUGGGACAAAUCUUCAGAUGAAUGUUAUCGAUUAAUCAAAUACCUUAUAGGCGAAGGUCCUAAUAAACCAAAGCCUCAUGAUGUUAGGCGAACAAUAUCUGUUAAUACGGCACGUCAAGUAAUUAUGGAACUUUCAAGACCACUUGCAGAUAUAACCGAAUUGAUCGACGAUAACUUAACAGCAUUGCGAAACCAUCAAAAACUAUUAAAACAAGAAGUUAAAUCAAUUGAUGAUUUAAAUGGAAAAUUGUAUGUUCCUGUUAUUGAUUUGGAACAGAUUGAAUGUCCAAAACCUAAAACUGUUUGUCAUAAUAGUAAAUGUUGUGAAAAAUAUUCUGUUGGGGACAUAACAAAAUUACAUUAUAAACAACGUUGUCAUGAUCCUUGUUUCCUAACAAAUGUUGCACGAGAAAUUGUUGGUGAUACUGAGUUAAAACAUUGUGCAGCAAUGGAUCAUACUGGUAAGUGUAAACUUUGUGGUUGUGAUUUUUCGGCCCACAUGCACAUAUACUACGAAACAAGAACAGUAAAUGGACAAAUUGAAGGGGAGGGAAUUCGUACGCAAAUCAAUGACAUGACCUUAGGAAUGAAAGAGAGACAAAAAGUAAUUAAACAAAUAGAAAUAGAAAUGAAUGAAUAUGAAAAAGAAAAGGAUAUUAUAAUUAAAUCAAUGGCAAAGUUUGCCCAUUUCCUUGAACGAAAUGCUAUUACACCAUUUAAUGAUGCUUAUCAAAAUUAUAUUAAAAUAUUAAUUGCAAGAGAAAGAGGUCGUGGUCCUGAGUGUAAUCUUCAACAAAUUAAAAAUUUAAAAGAUAUGCUGAAUCAAUAUAAUGAAGAAAAGAAGAUUUUACAAAAUGCGCUCAAUACCCCUGUGGUUGGUCAUUUAAAACCUAAUGAUAUCACCCCUAAUUUGAUAAUAAAGGAAAUUAAAAAUUUGUUUUCAUUAAAUAAAAUGGGUGAAAAAAUAAAAAAUAUGCAUGAGAUGCAAAAGAAAGGUGAAGCGGUUGAACAUAGAAAUACAGAGUAUGUAUUACCUCAAUCGAAAAAUAGUGGUUUAAAGAGAAAUACUCACCAAGCUCCUAGAGGAAAAGGUAGCAAUAAAGUUAAUAUGAUCCACGAAGAUGGUAAGUUUAAAAAUAACAAAAAAACUGGUCAAGACAAAUCGUUUCCUCGGGAUAAAAUGCAAAAUUUUGGGAGAAAUUAUCAAAAACAACAACAAAAUCAUUCAAAUCAAAAGGGAUAUCAACAAAAAAACUGGAAAGAAAAAAAUACAGAUUCUACUCAAAAUCAAUUUCCUAGGACACAAAAUCAGAACCGUACACAACAACACAAUAUUCCUCCUUUAAUGCAACCAAAUCAAUUUCCGCCUAAUUUUUAUCAAGGCUUUCCUAUUAAUUUCCAAAUGCAACCUCCUCCACAAUUUAAUUAUGCGCCUCAAUUUCCAUAUCCAAAUAUUCCCCCGAACGCUUACCCACCAAAUCCUCAUUGGAAUAAUUAUCCACCAAAUCAUCAACUGCCAAAUUUGUAUCCUAACGUGCCAAAUUAUCCUCAACAACCUCCAAAUUCACAAGAAAAAACUCAAAAUGUUCCCAUGAAUAACAUGGAACAUCCUUCCUUUCAAAAAGAGAAAAAAGAUAAAAGCCAUGAUUCAAAUUUGUUUUAUGAGGAAUUGUAUUCAAAUAAUUCUGAUAAUCAAAAAACUGAAAAAUCGAAGCAAAAAUAUGGAAAUAAUUAUAGGGAUGAUAAUAAUAAGGUACCAAAGUAUCAGGAUAGUGAUAGCGACAAUGAAGGUGCUGCUAAAUUUGAUAAGUUUAGAAAGCAAAAAGGAAAUGAGAACUAUGCCGAUUUAUAUGGCGAUGAUGAUGAUGAUGAUGAUGAUAAACCUACUGGAAACAAGAUUAACUCACUUAUGAGUGGAUUUAAAAAUCUAUUCAAUUGAAAAGGUGUAAAGUUCUAAAGAACAAGAUAAAUAUGAAAUAUGAAUGGACUAGAAAAGUGCCUUAUGUUAUGUAACAUUACUUGUAUUGUGUUUUAUAAGCAUAUUAUUUUGUAGAAUGUGGAGUCAAUACAUGUAUAUUCUAAUAA